Asterias rubens (European starfish) is the source of this 2780-nucleotide messenger RNA. Its product is annotated as PP2C-like domain-containing protein CG9801. The transcript is spliced from 7 exons. Lineage: Eukaryota; Metazoa; Echinodermata; Asteroidea; Forcipulatida; Asteriidae. Bases 591 to 2315 code for a protein of 574 amino acids. The record is from RefSeq and is a predicted model, not a curated record.
AACAAGGUAUUGUACAAUCCAAUACAUGUAUUUUCCCAUUACACGGAUGUACAAGUCAUGUCAAACACAUAGGCCAAGUGUUGGGUUUUACUUUUAGAUUCGACAACAAAUAUCAAUUUUGUUGCUUUUUGUAUUAACUACCUGUUCGUAACAGACUUGCACUUUGUUCCCUUUGAAUACCUGAUCACCAAUCAAACCAUCAAGAUAGUAACUUUAUAAUCUUAGCUCUUUAACCCCUGACUAACGAUUGCGAUAAACUCGGUUAUAUUUACAAUAUUUCAAUCGUUGCUGUUUUAUGUUGUACCACAACUAAAAGCACAACUCGUUCGUGUCGUACGUUGUGGGGAAAUCCUGCAACAGGAAAAUGAUUCGGUUCGGCGGUCCUCAUGUCAACUGAUUUGUUUGAGGGGUCUUCAAGGGGGACUCUCUUCUUCAUGAAAAAGGAACUAUACUAUUUGUGUGCAGCUGCCUACAACUACUGCAUUGCCUAUAUAUCGGCUUCACUGUGAUCCUGGUAAUUACGUAUCCUCUGUCAAACAACAGUGUAUGGGUGCACACAACAGACUGCCACAGUCCCGUCUCAACAGAAAAUGGCAGGACACGGUCAGUUCUUUACCGGACUUUUCCGUAGAAGACGAUCCAACUCCGUAGCCGGCGAGGCAAGAUCCAAGACGACCGCUGCUGAGCAAGUGGUCAAGGUACGGCCACAACAAGGAGGAGGGAGUGACAGCAACGGGAGACGGCUGAGCCUGUCAGAUCCCACAAGAAGGCGCAACAUACCGCCAUCCCAUACUGGAAUGAGCCGUGGAUUGUUAGACAAACUCAAAAUUCGGCUGUCCUUUUCCCCCGACUUACCUCGCAUUUACUCCUCCGGGAAAAGUUACAACGAGCUCCCUCGCAAGAAACUGGCCCCCUUCAAUCGAGACAUUCUUGCAUCAUACUCCGGCCCAGAUGGAGGGCUCACCAACAAUGGUAGUAACCACGUUGGCAAUGGCCAUGCAGUGACGUCAUCAUCCACAGAUCCCCAUGGAAACGGCGUGCAGAAGAAUGACAACUGCAAUCGAGUGGACAAUCAACACAAUGGCCUUGCGGCUAGAUGGAAAACCAGAAACAACAAAGCGUAUGGAAUGUCAUUGUCUCUUUAUGAAUAUGUGGAUAAAGACAGUGGCAAGUGCACAGGUGACCCGAUUGCAGACGUCUUUGCAAUCCGUACAACCUCGAAUAGUUGCAUCAUGGCUCUGGCUGACGGGGUUGGAUGGGGACAGGGAGCCCGGACGGCAGCAAGAUGCGCCGUCAAGGGUUCCAUGGAAUACAUGUGGGUAACACUUCGGGCAAAGAAGACGUCGUUUACCACAAUAGAUGUCUUUAAGUGCAUGAGGGACUCGUUGGACAGAGCCCAAGAAUGUAUUUUAUCUCAAAAUGGCUGCCUGACAACACUAUGUCUUGCCGUAGUUGCUGAUAUUAUAUCAGAGGACACCAAAUCUCAAAAGGCUGUAUGUGUAGUUAGUGUUGGAGACAGCCUGGCUUUCGUCCGCAGUCAAAAGCACGGGGUCAAGGAAGUUACAAUCGCGACUAGGGAGUACAACACCCACCGGAAUAUUCGGUUCUGUGACGGUGCCCUCGGGCCAUGCGUUGGCGAAGAACCAGACCUAACCAACCUCACCUUUUCCUACACAACCGCCGAAGAGGGCGACAUUGUAUUCCUCACAUCAGAUGGGGUAUCUGAUAACUUUGACCCUGUCAUAGCGCGGAAGGCAGUGGCAAACACCGACUUCAAAUCGAGGAAGAGCAGAGCCGAGUCGAUCUUUGGUGAGGACCUUUGGGAGGCUGGAUCCUGGUCGAUGCCUGCUAUCUCACCCAUGGAGAGGCAAGCUGGGAUGACGCAAUCGAUGGAGGUAAUCAUCCGUGACUCGGUCAUCCCUAGUGAGGACCCAUUUUCCGCCUCCAAUCUCUGCUCUAAACUACUUGACCACGUAGUGAAGUUAACCGAGAAAAAACGCGAUGCCCACGAAGCGACAAAUCGUAUCGUGGGUGCGUGUGAAAGUGAGAAACUGGACUCGAGCACCGUGACGACCGGGAAGGAAGCCCUCUAUCGACUCUCCAGAAACCACCCCGGCAAGUUGGACCACGCCACGGUAGUGGCAUACGUGGUGGGACACCCAAGUUCACCCGAGUCUGAAGGACAACCACAGGCUUCGAGAAGGAGCAUAGAAAUGAUGGUUGAGGGAGACUUUAUGCAGCAUAUCCCUUCGAAUCAAUUCGAUCUUCUUGGGGGAAAUCCACAUAUUGGGGGCUUGAUUUCCCUCAUGGAUUGAAACAAGGUCUCAGUUGACCCAAAAAGCCGUUUUAAAUGGUUUCAUUAUAACCGUAUAGCAUUCUAAACUUUGACAGUGAUUAUUGUAAUAAUGGGCGUAUACCUGUUGAAACUGAGGAGUUGAACAAACAAGGUUCAGGUGUGCUUAAACUGGCUGUAUCUUUAAAGUAACGUCGCGUGACGUGGUUGAUGGUAAAGUGACGUCACAAAAUGUCACGUUUGUGAACGAAACACAGCUACUCCUUGUAAAGAUUUAACGUACGUCGCGUGAUGUUACAAUAAAGACUUGGCAAAUGUUGGGCGUAACACAACAUUUAUGUUGAAACACUUCAUAUUCACACUAUGUCCCAGUUCAUGGCCGCUGCGUGUGGUCUAAAUGCAUCAGUAGUUCAGAAUCAUCAGACUGCCGGUGUCGCAUGCAAUUAUGUCCUCUAUGCAGUACUAUCCUGGGGACAUUAUUGCAUAA